AUGUCGGCCUUUGUGCGCGUCUCCGGACCGCCCAACAGUAACUUCCUCGUCGGCUACCCGGGCAUAUCGGCUACUCUGCCCCGCAUAGAAGGCAAGGUCGAGAUUCGACCACUGGCAGGCAUCUCGGCCCCGGUCAAUAUCUCGCUCGUCACUAUUGCCCUGCAUCGCCGCGAGACCAUCCACCCCUCCGCCGAAAGUGUCACCAAGAAGCACUUGGGCGCCCCGCGCAAGGAGAUUACAGACAUUGUCGGCAAGGAAAUGCUGCUCUUCCGCUGCCACAAUGGGAGAGAGUUCGAGAGCAUACUGAGCAUGGACCUGCCGUUCGUCAUAUUCAUCCCUUACGGCCGCGGCGGCGAGGAGGUAGCGCGACGGGUGCCCCCUGCGAGCCUGCAGCUGCCGAGUCGCACGGCUGAGACGUUCUACGAGCUGGUUGUGACCGUCCAGCAAGGGCAGCAAGAGCAGAAAAAGUACCCGUUUCCCGUGCCAAUACAGCGGUAUGACACACUUUCGACGUUUGGCAUGUACAAUCGGCCAGAGAGCGCGGAACGCGUCACAGACCAUCUAGUCACCCUGGGGAUAAGCUUGCCACGGUGGAGUUAUGGUCCCAUGGAUCCCGUAUCCGUGUACAUCAAAUUGAGCCCUAAUAGAGAUUGGCUCAACAAAGCAAAGAAAGUCACCAUCCAGAAGAUCACAGUGGGCAUAGACGAGGAAAUCAUCUACAACCACGAGGGCGAUGAGCCGUCGAGAAAAGUCAAGACCCUCGCUCGAACAACACAAGCCGUGGGUGUCAAGAUGCCAGAGGCAGGAUACUUUACAAAUCUCGGACUCGUGUUUCCUGCGAAAGAUCUUCGCGACUCCGAAGGUGUUAUCCCACGGGGGAAGAAGGAAUUCCCCAUGUACGCCGUCAAUGGCUUCACAACAACAGGCACGCUGUACAAGAUCGAGUAUUACCUCACCGUCAAGGCGCAAAUGUCCUCGGCCCGCGACAUCCUCCUCCGCCAGCCCAUCGUCGUCUGCCCCUUCGACCACGCAGGCUGCAAAGAGGAAAUGGAAGCCAUCGAGCAAGCCGCCAAGGACGCCGCACACGUCGCCCCCGAAAAUCCAAUGCUGCCCGCUAGCACAAUCGUGCGCGCAAGCGAUCCCAUGGGUCUGAGCUCCUUGGGCAUCGCCAUCGUAGGCGGCGUGCGCAAACCGCUUAUCGAAUGA
Messenger RNA from Dothidotthia symphoricarpi CBS 119687, 1206 nucleotides. RefSeq names its product arrestin domain conatining protein. Bases 1 to 1206 code for a protein of 401 amino acids. The transcript has 3 exons. Gene Ontology annotation, biological process: division septum assembly. Gene Ontology annotation, cellular component: division septum. NCBI's taxonomy places the organism in Eukaryota, Fungi, Ascomycota, Dothideomycetes, Pleosporales, Dothidotthiaceae. The record is from RefSeq and is a predicted model, not a curated record.